UAGUCCCAAGUCAUUGUUAGCACUAUCUUAAGUCAGUUACUUUUUGUGCAUGAUAAGGACUCGGAACAUUGACUUACCUUAUUCUGAUAGAUUUCGAUUGAACGUAAUUCGGCAGCUUCGAUUGUUGAUUUUUGAUUAUUACAGCAUCGGUGAUCAGUACGAGGCAGGAUGGCCGGUAGGAACGUAGUCGUAUGUUUCAUUAUUUAUUUGUCCACACUAAUUGUGAGUAAUUUAUCAGCUACCGUUUCGGGACAAAGUGUAUGUGCCCGGUACGACAACUAUCGAUUGUACAGGGUGCAAUUGGAAACGGAUCGUCAUGUGCAGAUUUUGCAGGAACUGGAAGCAAAAAGCGAUAGCUGUACAUUCUACGGACAUGCUCGUCAACCUGGACAACAGUUGACCAUCAUGGUUGCUGCCAACAAAGUAGCGGAUUUUGAAGAUCUGAUGGACCGUUUCUUGAUCAAAGGACAAGUGCUGGAAUAUAAUAUGCAAAGUAAAAUCGAUCGCGAAGCCCAAUGGAUAAAACCAGUCACGACAAACGUAACUGAAUUCGAUUGGAGUCACUACUUUCACCUCGAAACUAUCUACGCUUGGAUGGAAGAUCUGGCCGCGAAACAUUCAUUCAUAACCGUUCUUAGUCUCGGUACCAGCUAUGAUGGUAUACCCAUUAAAGGCGUGAAAUUGUCUCGAAAGUCGGACAAUAGGGCCAUUUUUGUCGAAGGUGGAAUCCAUGCUCGUGAAUGGAUAUCUCCGGCCACCACAACGUUCAUUCUAAAUCAACUGGUAACAUCGACCGCUCCACGAAUCAUUGAUCUUUCAAACAAUUACGAUUGGUUCUUUUUUCCAAUAGUCAACCCAGAUGGGUACAAAUUUACAUUCGAAGGUGACCGCCUUUGGCGGAAGAAUCGAAAACCUUAUGGUCUCUGUCGUGGAGUGGAUUUAAAUCGAAACUUUGCUAGUAAUUGGGGCGGUAUUGGUUCGAGCGAUGAUCCAUGUAGCUACGAUUUCUCGGGUGCUUCAGAAUUUUCUGAACCGGAAUCUGCCGCCUUGGCCGAAUUUAUUCGCAAGAAUACCGACACGCAACGCAUCCGAACUUACAUCGCCCUGCACUCGUAUUCACAACUGCUGAUGUUUCCCUUCGGACACACAGCGGAGAAAGUCGCCAACUAUGAACAUUUAAAGUCGAUUACCGAAAAGGCAAUCACCGCACUGACGGAGGUUCAUGGAAGUAGAUUUCAGGGUGGUAGCAAAUAUGAAGGGUGAAGCAAAUACAAAUAUGCGGCGGAAGCAUCGAUUGGGCUUACCAAGAAGGAAAAAUUCCGGUGUCUUUGACAUUUGAACUGCGCGGCCCUCCGGAUUCGACCGAUAUGUUCAUUCUGCCGGCAGAACAGAUCAUCCCGGUGGGCCAAGAAACGUUAGCGGCCUUCCAGACAAUUGUGGAGGAAGCUAAUCGGCUCGGGUACUACGACAAUUAAUCGAUUUUGUGUUUGAAUAAAUAAAAACAG
This is a messenger RNA of Malaya genurostris, 1505 nucleotides long. RefSeq names its product zinc carboxypeptidase A 1-like. The transcript is spliced from 2 exons. Gene Ontology annotation, molecular function: zinc ion binding; metallocarboxypeptidase activity. The record is from RefSeq and is a predicted model, not a curated record. NCBI's taxonomy places the organism in Eukaryota, Metazoa, Arthropoda, Insecta, Diptera, Culicidae. The coding region runs from base 169 to 1263 and encodes 364 amino acids. Gene Ontology annotation, biological process: proteolysis.